ACAAAUCAGAGUGGCGACACUCUGCCAUUUUCCUGAAAUCUUCCUCGAAACAUUGUAAACAAUGCAUUUGGCGAGCGAUAACUUCUUAGAGCUAAAAGACUGCGUCUUCAUCAGAGGGUUUCCCACAAACGUGAACUUCACAACGUCCGAGAUCAGGAAGUAUUUUCAUGACAGAGUUGGAAAAUGCUGUGUGGAAAUGACUGCUCAGUCCAAAGACAAAGGCCGGUUGUUCGUCGUCCUAAAAUUCGAUAGUCCAGCAGCUGCUGCGAAUGCUAUUGAAAGGUUCAAUGGAAAACAGGUCUUAAAUCAUAAAGUGAGACUGAACUUUUGGAGAGCCCCUUUAAGUAUGGUGCGUCCAGAAAGAUUAGGCAGAGACUCAUAUGACAAGUAUAACCGAAGACGGGACGACAAUACAAGAUUCAACAAAGAAACUGAAGAAUCAUCAAGACACAAUGAGAAUUUUACAAGAGAAAAGAAUUCCUGUAAUACAAACUACUUGCCUAGAGAAUCUGUAUCUUAUGAUGAUCAAGAGGAAUUCAAAGAGGGGUCAGAUAACUUCAGAGGGUUUCAACAACAUACUUAUAUGGACAGAUAUGAGACAAAUGAAGAUUUUAAAAAUUACCAAGGAAAAAAUGAAGAAUAUCCUCAAGAUCGUUGGAGUAGUGAUGGUGGAGGUGAAGGACACUAUCCAGGUUUUGAUUACGACUGGAAUGAGUGGGAUCCCAACUUAAGAGGCAGCCAUGAAAACCUUUCAGAUAGGGGGUACUAUGAAAGAGAACAGGAAUUUUUGCAUCGCCGUUGCGACAAGUUUUGGCGAGAACGUGAAGCUGACCAAGGAAGACGCCCAGAACUUGUCGAUGAAGAUUUUACCAAAGAUUAUGAUGAUAACUUUUCUCAGUGGGGAAACUACUUUAAGUUUAGUGAUGACCGUCACGCACACAACGAGAGGUUAUCGCCAGACAAAUCAGGGGACCAAACCAAUCACAGAGGAGAUCGUUUCUGCUCAAGAGACGAUAGAGAAUGGUUUGCCAACAGAGAAUUUACAGAAGAGACCCGACGUCAUUUUCCACCAUCAGAUCAAAAUGUACAUUGGCCAAGAUGGGAGACAUUGCCACCUUGCAGUCAAACCAGAAAGCCAUCUAACGUGGAUGUCACGAAGGACACACUCAAACACGUAGCCCGGGGUCAUGACCCAAGAUCCUCAACUCCAACAGAGGGAAGGCCAAGGUCAGAUGAGUGGCUGAGGAACAUUCACAGAAAUUUCAGAGGUAGAGAUCGCCACAGUGCUUCUCCUGUGAACGUUCACUCUAAGACAUUUGGUCAUCCUGGCUCUCCACUUGCAUGUAAUGCCUCAUCAAAAACAACAGGUGACUCCGCUCGCUCGAGAAGAGGUCGUAGCAGUUUGUCCCCUGAGAGAAAUAUACACUCUAGGAAUGGAAGACGCAAUAGAAGUUCUUCAGUCGACAAAGGGUUUGCCUUCAAAACUCGUGAAUCUUCACCAAUGAAUGGAAGAUCAAGCCACUACAAUGAGCAAAGCUUUGGGAGAAAGUUAAGAGAAAGUCGAAGUUUCUCACCAAACAUAAAUACAAGGACGUCUUGGCCGAGAGGACGUGACAACGACAGUAAAGACAUCGACCUUCGUCGUUCUUUAAUGAUGCAUCAACACGGGAAACAUUCAUCUUCGCGAGAAAGAGAUAGAGAUCGAGAUAGAGAGAAUAGUCUAAAGAACUCACUUAGAGGGACGAGAAUCUCUCCGGAGAAACAUAGGAGCGAAGCAUCAUCUUCUGGUCAAGUCACUAACAGGAAAAGACGCAGGGAAAACGACGGCAGAAGAGAUGGCAGAACUAAAAGAAGUAGGCAAACAAGUGUGAGUAUGUGUGACAAUGCGUCGAGCGAACCUGAAAACGGGAACUAUGAUUGCACCCGGAAGAGAGGAAAAAAAGAAACUGACGAAAGAAAAAAGUUAUCACCACGAGAUCAUGAACGAAAAAGAAGACAGCUAAGGGAUCCCACAGCAAGUAAUUCUAACACAAAGAGAGCGGAUCGUUUUUUAAGUAACCUGGCUGUAACGCUGGCACAAGGCAAGGUUCCUACCAAAAGACCCGAAACUAAGUUAAAUGCUUCAAAAAAGAACGCAUCGACCAGUGGUAAUUCUGGUCUAAUAAAGUGUACGGGAAGUAAAGCAGAGCUCUCUGUAAACCCAGCCAGUGAGUCUGAAGGAUCCAGACCUGAUGAAAAGAGGAAACCUGAGCAAGAGAAGGCCACCCCUCCCACUCCUCCCUCGGAUAAAGAAAAACAAUCGUCAAACAUAGAUGAGGAUAUCAGUUGCGCAGAAGGGGAAGCGGGGGGUGACUAUGAAGAAAGUAUCAUCGGAGCAGAAGUUUCAUCGUGUAAUGACCCUUCAGACCAGGAAGAAGAGCAGGAAACUGACGGUAAUGAUAGCUCCAAUUUGUCGGAGGAUGAUUCAGAACAUGCAGAUUCAUAUGAGAACAGUAUCUCCCACGAAGAUGACUUUUUGAACGUAGAUGAAGACUCAAGCUCUAUUGUUGAUGAUGGGGUUGAUGACGAACGGCUGGAAAUCAGUGACAUUGAUAGAGACGGAACAGGUGAACGCGACGAAUGCUCUAAUUUUUCUACAGGAAAUUCAGAAAAUGGUUAUCACUUCGACAUUAAGGGAAAUGGAUUACAACCUGGCAACCUUUCUUCAGAUGAGGAGUUUUCGAAAUUAAACAUUGCAGGAAAUAAAGACAUGAUGGAAGUUGAUAACAUUGAUUUGCGAGAUUCCCACUCCUCUGAGACCUGGAAAAAAACGGAUUACAGUGAGGAGAUGUCAGAAGAGGAAAACAAAACCUGUCACGUUGACCAGCAAACGAACUCAGAUGAGUCCUUUGGAGAGCCGAAUCUCAAGCAAGAGAUCGAGGAGUACAAAGGAAAUGUCACACAUGAGGAAAUUGCGUCAACGACUGUACAUCGUGCUCACGGGGAAAUCUCUGCAGUGAACGGGAAGCUACCUGAAUGGGAAGUAGAUGGAGAAUCUUGUCAUCUAAAUGCGAGAGAUGACAUGGGUAGUACUACCAUUCGCAAGGAAUUUUCUAAGAAAGUAUCGUCAGGAACCAAAGUUUUAAAAAUGUUACCCGACAACGUAUUGACUCACGAUGAAGACGAGGCUGAUGGAAGCGAAUGGCAGAGGGAGGAACAUGACGCAAUGCUUCAAAGUAAGGACAAUUAUGAAGAGACUGGCAUGGAGUCCGUUUCAGACGACAUUUCCCCGGGUCCAAACUCGUUAACUAAGACGUCUUGUUUACCUGUUCCGUCGAGUAACGCAGAAAAUGACGGUAGGCAGGGAGACAAUUUUAACCUACAACUUGCUUCGUCUCAAGGUGGUUAUAAUGAUGAUCAAUUUAUAUACAGCCGGAGCGGUCCUAAAGUGCCUCUUACGAAGACAAGCAUCAGCAGUUUAAAGGUCGGUUCAGGUCCUUUAAAUCAGGGAAGUUAUAACGAGGAUAAAUCUAAUUAUAACAGGAGUAAGAAACCGGUAUGUAGCACAGAAUGCCAGCAUGUGAGCAUGUGCAGCAUAAGAGACUCGAAAGAAGGUAAAGGAGAGUUAAAGAAUGAUAACCGGAAAGACUCCCAUAAAGCUGACAAUGAAGAUAAGAGAGACCACAGAAAUGUUGGGUUGGACUACUGGGAGAGUGAUGUCAAGAAGAAAACCACUCACAUAGCUGCGGCUUUUCAAAUAUGCGAAGAUACCGUUUCGUAUGCCACAUGCAAAGAUAAAUUUUUGUGCAAGCAAGGAGAAGUUUAUACCCCUGGAGAAAUCCGAGGAGCACAAAAAGAAGUCUGUCAUCACAAUGAAGAUGGCCUUGUUCAUAACUUGAAUGUGAAAGGUGUUAGAGAACCUGAGGUCUCUAUUUCGGAUAGAGAACAAGAUUUGUCUAAAGAGGAAGCUGGUGAAAAAAGUGUUUUGGAAGUAGACGGUGACAUUUUUGAGGAUAAUCUCGGUCAAGAACAUGCAAUGUGUAAUAUGGAAACUUCAAAUGACACCAAAACAAAGGUAGGUACUCGUGACCUUUCUGACUCUCUAGAAGAAACAUAUCUGGAAAGCCUCGGGCGAAGCGGAGAGGUCUUGCCGCCUGGGAAAGACGCUAUCCCCUCGCGGACUGCACAUCUUCAAAGUGUUGAUACGGACACAAGCUUAGAUGGGGAGAUUCAAGACUUUUGGAAAGGAUCAUCAGUAUGUGUGGAUAAUGACACUGCUGUUGCUGAAGAUGGUGAUGGAAACACACCUUAUUCUCCCAGCAGUCCAACCUGGACAAGUGAGGAACACCGCUCACCACUCCCGAAAGAUGAAAUGUCGCCAUAUUCUCCGAGUCAUCCAACCAGCUUGAGCGGAAGUGACGCACAACGAAGUAUUAUCGUGGAAGACUUUUCUAACGAGGACAGUAAAUGUGAUGACAUUGAACCAGUUUUUGACACGAUGGACGUGGGUUGUGAUUUACCAGUGGAGGAAGAUGUUACAAUCAACAGUGGCAGCACAAAAGGGCCCUUUCCAAGUUCGUUCAUAUUUUGCAGCUCAACAAAAUCUAAAUUUGAAGUACCUCAAGGGAAAUCAAUACUCAACGAUAUAACUGAGGAAAAGGUUUUAGGAGGACCCAUGAUACCAAAUACCAAGAUAGAAACCCGCAACGUGAAGGACGAGAACCUUAACUGUGAUGAAGGGGGCCAUGGCAAGGAUAGUGAGGUUUUGUUAGAUAAUCCAGUCACAGAAAAUAUUUCUAAAGACGAUCUCAGGUAUUUGAAAUAUCAAGAUGGAACAGAUAAUUUGGUACCACUUGCCUCAGUGGAUGUCAAGCCUAAAAUAGAAUAUAGAACAACCACAAAAGUGCACGAGGCUGAUGAUACUAAAGUUUUGUUAGAUAAUUCUGUUAAGGAAAGGAGUCAUAACAAUGGCCGCAGUUCUUUGAGAUGCCAAGAGAGAACGCAAAGUUUGCCGACUUCUGCCUCCAUGGAUGUGAUACCCAAGAAGGCUUAUGUAACCUCCGCCAAAACUUACCUCCUUUACACCGACUGCGGAACUCAGCACAAACCCCGCAUAUUUUAUGCAACUGAUGAUACCAGUGCUGGACCUGCGAGGUCUCUCUCCUUGGAUUUAGCCUGGUCUUUGGCUAAGUACUCUGUACCAGGCCCCUCCAAAGCGUCAGCAAACAGUGAAGAGGAGCAGCAGGAGACAGUUGCUGAAAAAGCUGAUUUAGAAAUCAGUGAAGAGGAGAAAAAUCCUGACAAUGUUGUCGAACCAUUGUUGUCUAGUGUUCCGUGUAGUUUUGGUUCGCCUUUGAAAUCGAAUGAAGGCACAUCUGAGAAUGGCAAUCAGAAGGUUACCCAAUUCGAUGGUUUAUUCAACAAUUUAAGGUCUGAUAACUUGGCUGUGUUACAGGAUCCAGGACCUGGUAAUUGUGCCGACUCAAGAGUGAAGGGCAGGGCAAAUACGGCGUCAAAUACUUCUUUUCCUAAUUCAGAUGACAUUAUUAUUGCUCCCAGCUCAGAUUCAGGAAAUAAAGAGCUAUUGGCUACGCUAACGCCUUUGCAGCCAAACGAAAAAGAGGCGCCUGUUAAAGAUCAUGGAAGAAGGCCGCCGGGACUUGUAUCUUAUAAUGAGGUAUCGUUGAAUUUUCAAGCACCAUGUGGGACGAAUAUAAAAGACUACUCCACAGCCGCUGACCAUCAUAUCGCUACCUCGUCAAAAGUAUCAAAAACAAAAUCAAUAUCAAACUUGGCUAGUUCUGAUAUCAGUAAAAACAACUUUAGGCCUGAUGAGACUUCGGUAACCUCUGUGGUGACGGGCAAUAUGCCUGUUGCAUGUGCGAGUGAUAUUUGCGCAUGUGGGCAUGAUGACCAGAUGAUGCCUCUACUAAAGUGUUCAAAUCAGGUUCAGAGCACAAAUCCGCAGAUGCAGGAUGAAAAUGAGAAUGACUUUGAAAGUGACAGAGGAAUUCAAACGCAGGCUUCAGUUAGUCAAAAUGGAGACAAAACAUCUCAUUCAAGCCCCGCUGACAUUAAGAGGACCUGCCCUGAUUCCCAGGAUGAAUCUUUUCGCGCCAACAAAGUGGCUCGGAAAGCUCUCAAACUUAUCAUGCCAACAGAUCGAACACCUGAUCGCCGUGGGAAAACGAACCCAAAUUCUGCUUUUUGUAUAGGAGACUCUAAGAAAACCAGCUCUUGCACGAUCACUUCUGCAGACAUGGAUAUUGUUACAGCGGUAAGCCCUACGAAUGUUGUGCUAGGCGAUUCUUUUUUCACUAAUGAACCAAAUCAUCUUGGUAAGGGUGUGUACGCAGAAAAUGAUUCCAGUUGUGGUAAUAUCAGCAUAAAAAACGGACACAGUCACACUGUCAAGAAUGACCGUUUUACUUGUGCACUGAAAACUGGCACUUUGCCACCGACGAGGAAUAUCGAAAUUCACAGUCAAAGUCGGUCAAUCCUUGGUGCUAUCAAUAUCAAUGAUCACACAACCAAGAGGAUCCUGCCGGACGGUGAGACUAGUUGUAGAAGAAAAGAAAGUGAUUGGGUCGCUCUCAAGAUGGAAAAGCUUCGGAAAAAGAAAGAGGAGAUAGAGCAGGUUUACAAACAGGAAUGCCAAACAGUGAUCAGUGUGGUUAAGAUGUUAGUGAGUAAUGAUCCAAGACUGGAAGGUCUGUUACAGAAUGCUGUGCGUCGCACCCUACAGGAUAUGGGACGAAGAUGUCUGCAAGAGCUUGAGAAGCAGGCUCUUCCUUGAACAUAGAUUCCUACGCUUUCUUCCCAGUAGUCCGGUCCUCAUCCUCGUUUUCCAGAUUAGCGUGUUAUAUGGAAAUUGAGAGGAUGUUAUGUUGCUCUACAAUAAAAUUGAAACCGGCACGUAUUCCUUGAAAAGUUUUCCUUGACAGUUUAGAGGGUGAACCAUGUCUAGACUAUCAGUCCAAACAAAGACUCGUUAAGACUUUAAAAAAUAUGACAAGGGCGACGACGGGAACUUAUUGAGAGAAAACAAAAAUUAACGAGCAGAAAAACCACGUGCGUUUUUUAAAAUUUUGUACAUUUUCAAUCGGUUAUUUGCGAAACAAAAUGGCGUAAACCCACCAAAUUUUGUUCAGUUUGAGAGCAAUAGCAUCAGACGGCAAACUAUUCACGUUUCCAUUUAUAAUUUUUUGCAGUUUGAGAGCAAUAGCAUCAGACGGCAAACUAUUCACGUUUCCAUUUAUAAUUUUGUGCAGUUUGAGAGCAAUAGCAUCAGACGGCAAACUUUUCACGUUUCCAUUUAUAAUGAUGAAUAUUUAUUUGUGAGAUGAGGUCUGAUGCUGACAUUUGCAAAAUUCUUAACUAAAAUAAAGUUCAUUUUUCAGCAAGCUUUUCCUUGGCGUCACCGUUGGGACCGCUCAACCUCCCCCAAUGUCGAAACUCGUAGAAAUGGAAUUUUUUCAGCAUGUCUUAUAUUCUUUUAAAACAAGCCUUACCAUGAUUUCAAAGAAAGGCGUUGAGCCCCGUUCCAGAAAGGUGACAAAUUCGCCGUCUAGAGAAACACCUCCCAAACUCCAAGUAUUGACCAUGUCAAAGCAAAGAAAUGUUCACCCGAAGUCGUGAAGUACACGUGCUUUGGGAUCGUUUUGCAUGCUUUGUAUUUCUUACGAGUGGUUAUGUAAACCAAACUUAAAAGUAACAGCAUUGUUGAGUUAUUUUCUUCCAAUUAAAGUUUUAUAGGUUGCAAUUUUGUAAGACGUGUUUUAUCAAAGUCACGAUGAAUUCGAAAUAAAGAUUGUUUCAACAUAA
Molecule: messenger RNA, 7803 nt
Organism: Stylophora pistillata
Lineage: Eukaryota; Metazoa; Cnidaria; Anthozoa; Scleractinia; Pocilloporidae
Biological process (GO): negative regulation of gene expression, epigenetic; protein localization to heterochromatin; negative regulation of DNA-templated transcription
Cellular component (GO): nucleoplasm
Molecular function (GO): RNA binding
Source: RefSeq, a predicted model, not a curated record